Messenger RNA from Stegostoma tigrinum, 2560 nucleotides. RefSeq lists its product as uncharacterized. The record is from RefSeq and is a predicted model, not a curated record. Lineage: Eukaryota; Metazoa; Chordata; Chondrichthyes; Orectolobiformes; Stegostomatidae. The transcript is spliced from 8 exons. The coding region runs from base 65 to 697 and encodes 210 amino acids.
GUUCACUUCAACCAGUCAGGAAAGCAAGCAGGAAAAGAAUCCUGGUGGGGGUAUUUGAAACACCAUGUGGAAUUUUCUGUGGAAAAUGCUUUCUUUCCCUGUUUUUUUCAGGAUUGUUCAUCUUCAUGGUCUGGUGGGACAGGAAGAUGUUUAUAAACCCUCACCACCAACAAUUCACAAAUCCCCAGCACCACAGUCCAGUUCAGAUGGUCAAAUCAUUGCCAUUACUUGCAAAGGCAACAUUCACUCCAAUGAAGGCACUUACUACCUGUACAACAGUCGUCAUCAAAACUAUACACAGUUGCUUCACCUAACUGGAGAUGAAAAGACUGCGACGUUCAUAAUCAAGAUGGGAACUGACUUCAUUGGAAAUUACAGCUGCAAUUAUAAAACAAAGGUUUUAGGAAAUUGGGUAUAUUCUCCAUUCAGUAAAUACAUUUCUAUUACUCAAGAAGAUGAGUGGCGACGCAAAGCAGAACAAGAUGCUCAAAAGAAGUUAUGCCUAUAUGUUGACGUGACAUGUGGUGCUUUGCUUAUCGUUUUAAUCAUUGUGACGCUAACAUCUUUCUUCAUCGUCAACAAAGCAGCGCAAAGCAAAAGACAUAAUAUUGAGAGAAAGAGCAUCACAGCCGAUGGAAUUACAAGCUUGGAAGAACAUGAUGCAACAUAUAUAAACGUCGCUUUCCAAGCAGAAUGAAAGUGCUGUCGAAUGCAAGUUGCCAGUAGAAACAUGAAUCAGUAUGAAUUCUCAGAGUCUAAUCACAUUGUAUUCCUCUGAGAAUGACUGACUAAAUAUGGAUUAAAAAUAAAGAACAAGUAAAAUUCACGCCACACAAACGUCAUGCAAUGACCAUCGCGAAUAAGAGAGAAUCAAACCAUUGCUCCUUAACAUUCAAUGGUGUCACCAUCACUGAAACACCCUCACUAUCAAAAUUCUGGAGUGUGCCAUUGACCAGAAACUUAACUGAACUCUCCACAUGAGCAAAGUGGCUGCAAGUGCAGGUAAGAGGCUGGGAACACUGUGGCGAGUAACUCACCUCCUGACUCCCUAAAGCCUGUCAAUCAUCGACAAGGCACGAGUCAGGAGAGUGAUGGACUACUCCCUAUUUGCCUGGAUGUGUGUAGCUCCAACAACACUCAAGAAGCUUGACUGCUCACAGGACAAAGCAUCCCGCUUGAUUGGCACUACAUCCACAAAUAUCCACUCCCUCUACAUCUGAAACUCAGUUGGAGCAGUGAGUACAAAAUACAGAAGUGUAGAUGCAGUUGCAGAAAUUCACCAAAGAUCUUCAGACAGCACCUUCCAAACCCACAACCAGUUCCAUUUUGAAGGACAAGGGCAACAGAUACAUGGAAACACAAUCAUCUUCAAGUUCUCCUCUUAGCCACUCGCCGUCCUGACUUGGAAAUAUAUCAGCCAUUCUUUCAGUGUUGCUGGGUCAAAAUCCUGGAAUUCAAUCCCUCAGGGCAUUGUGAGUCAACCAACAGCCAUGGACUGCAGAGAUUCAAGAAGGCAGCUCGCCACCACCUUCUUAAGUGGCAAUUAAGAGCAGGCAAUAAAUGCCAUGCACAGCCAGCCAGACUCAUGUCCAACAUAAGAAUGAAAUUAAAACAAAAAACAGGAGUAGGCUAUUCAGUCCAUUGAGUCUAUUUCACUAUUCAAUGAGAUCAUGGCUGACCUUUGGCCUGACUCCACACACCUACCUUUGGCCCCUAACCCCUUAAUAUCUGCGCUUAACAAAAAAGUGUCUAUCUCGGAUUUAAAAAUAACAACUCAUCCUGCAUCCAUUGCUAUUUGUGGGAGAGAGUUCUAAACCCCUCCUCUCCUUUGUUUUUAGAAGAGCUUCCUAACAUCUGUUCUAAACAUCUGGCCCUAAUUAGAUUAGAUUCCCUACCAUGUGGAAACAGGCCCUUCGGCCCAACAAGUCCACAUUCCCCCUUGAAGCAUCCCACCCAGACCCAGAUCCAUCCCCCCUGUAACCCACACACCCCUGAACACUACAGGCAAUUUAGCAUGGCUGAUCCACCUAGCCUGCACAUCUUUGGACUGCAGGAGGAAACCAGAGCAAACCCACACAGACAGUUGCCCAAGGCUGGAAUCGAACCCAGGGCCCUGGUGCUGUGAGGCUGCAGUACUAAUCACUGAGCUACCGUGCCGUUCUAUAAUCCCCAACCAGUGGAUAUAGUUUAUUUUUAUCUCCCCUGUUUUUCCCUGUUAAUUUCUUGAAGAUUUCAAUCAGAUCAUUCCUUGACUUUCUAAAUUCUAGGAAAAACAAAGACAUCCACCAAAGAAGCAAGAAGCCAAUUAGGUUGGACAUACCGAAAAUGACCAGAAUAAGAAGCUAAAACAUUCACGUUCAGGAGGCCCUGUGAAUAUGGGUAUUAACUUCUGUGGAUGUGCCUGGAGUUUUUGAGAAUUUUCUAGAGGAUUGUGGCAAAACUUAUGGUUCAUCUCUUGGGGAGUAUAUAAAUUUGACAUACCUUAUAUGUUCAAUACUCAGGGGAUUAGGAAUUGAACCUGAAUGUAUAGUAUACGCAGAAAUGAAGUAUAUGGGUCUGU